Messenger RNA from Nothobranchius furzeri (turquoise killifish), 8479 nucleotides. The record is from RefSeq and is a predicted model, not a curated record. NCBI's taxonomy places the organism in Eukaryota, Metazoa, Chordata, Actinopteri, Cyprinodontiformes, Nothobranchiidae.
UGGUGGAUUUGAGCUGUCUACCCCAUCCACUAGAGAGCUGGCCAUAAUUGAGCUUGGUGACUUGGAAGACCCAUAUCCCCUUGCGGACUACAUUGUGGAGGGACUACGCUUGGUGAUGUUAAAGAGAUUCAUCAUCGUGAAGGAGUAAAGGUUGUCCCAUAAUGGCAAGCCCUGUUCUCAGAAUCAUCUUUGGGGAUGUGUCAGACUCCAGGAAAAUGCAUCUGGACUCUGGAAUUCCAGCAACAUUAUCAGAACUCCAUAUGUUGGUAAAGACAUUCUUCGAUUUGAAAGAAGACUUCCGUUUGCAGUACAUGGAUGAAGACUUUAAUGCAUUUAUGAACUUAACUUCAGUGUCUGAUGUAAAAGAUAAAGGCACACUGAAAGUGAUAUACAAUCCUAAACCCACACUUGAGGAACAAUUCAUCACUUUGUACCCAGUUGAGACAUCCACAAACAGCAGUGUUUACACUUGCCAAGGAACUUCCAGCCCUGGGCCUUCUUUAGUUUCAUCCUGCAGUGAUGAUACCCUAUACACAUCAACCCCUCAUUCAUCACCAGAUGUUCAACCGACAAGACAGUUUUCCUGGCCCAAUGUGUUUGUGGUCCCUAAAUUCACAUAUGACGUGGAAUUGGAACUCCAGCAGAAAAAUGCAGAAUAUGAAGCAAAUGGCACACUCUUCAAGCCUGGCAUAAAACUGAAGGGAGUCAUCCUUGAUGGAUUAGCUCAAGAAAUGCUGAAAUACACAAAAUAUCCUAAAGACUAUCAAUGUGAAGAGGUGGCAGCAGCACUGACAAGGACCCAUCCUUGUUUAGGGCAGCUAGGAUCUAAGACUGGAUUUUGGGGAUGGAAACAAUCUCUGAAGUACAAAAUGCAAAACUAUCGAACAAAGCUUGGGCGGCUUGGUGAUCCUGAAAUCCGUGUGAAUUCCUUAAAGCACAAACGGGAAGGCCAAGGAAAAACUGCUGCCAACAUCAAAAAACCAAGAAAGGCAGAGGUCUAUUAUGUCCCUUUACCCCCAAAAGGUGAAAGCACUGAAAGCUUGGAAACUGAAAGAGUGGCUCUACUCUCAGAAAUCAAAAAGCGAGACAAUGAAGCAGUGAUAAAAGCAAAAAUGGAAAGAACCUUCUCCCAUAGACGACUAGAGAUUGUGGAACAGAGGCCGAUGAUCAGAGAUUUCAUGAACAGAUGGCCUGCCCUUUUCAAGGAAAGUGAAGUGAAUGCAGAGUUCCUGCGGAUCACUACAAAACCCCUGCAGGCAAAGUUCUUGGCUCAGCUGGACAAUUUAACAGACAAGCUGAUGAAAAUUUUUGAGGGGAGCAAAGGAUCAAAGGGCCAAAAGAUCAAGGAUAUCAUGGCGAUCAGUAGUUUGUGUGAUGACAUCGACAUAAAGAGGGAGCAUACUCUUAAAAGCCUGGUGAUCUACUUUAAUGAAGACCCAGACCUACUGUUCAAGGAGUAUCUGACCUCCUCCACUGAGGAUGAACGGUUGCGAUCCACUGCAGCAACUGUCAUGGGCAUUUACACCAUCCGAAGAGAAGGCGUUCAGGAGCCAGAGGAUGUUGGAGUUGUCAUUGAAGGUCCCUCCACUGGCUCCAGGCAGCUGCAGGGGGUGAUAAGGUUACGACUCUCGUCCCGCCGGAUGUGGUGGUAGCUUGGCAUGCUACUGCGUCCUCCAGAGGUCAGCUACUUCUCGUCCUGGGCCCUGAGGUCCUUCUGGAUUUCUGACACCGUCCGUCCUGGCUCGUCCGUGGCCGCGCACUGGGUCCAAUGGUACCAAGCGUCUCCUUUGCCCUCCAAUCUGACCGCAUGUGAGGUCCUCUCGAUCACCUUGUAGGGACCGGUCCACCUGGGCUCCGUCCACUUUCAUUUGAUGACCUUCAGCAGGACCCACUCGACGGCCUGGCACCGAAGGCGAUGUAUCUGUGGAAUGAGGUUGAGUCCCCACCUGCUGAGAGAACUGUGAGACAAGGCUAUGCAACAGGUUAUAAUAAGUUCUGGAGUCCAGGCUUUUGGUGUCACAGUCAUUGUCAGUCAGAGGUAAUUUGGUACUGAGCCCAGGAAAAGGUCGCCCUGUCUGCAACUCAAAAGGAGUAAAUCCCGUAGUUUUGUUAACAGAGCUUCUAAUGGACAUGAGAGCCAGUGGUAAGGCAUCUAUCCAAGUCAUUUUGGUCUGUGCACAGAUUUUAGCCAAUUUAUUUUUUAUCGUCUGGUUCAUUCUUUCCACCUUCCCUUGGGACUGUGGGUGGUAUACUGUCCCGAACUUAUGUUUCAGACCCAACAUUGUUUCUACUGCCUGUAGAUCUUUGUUUUUGAAGUGGGAACCAUUAUCAGACCUUAUUUUCCCAGGAAACCCAUGCUGUGGAAUACAAUGGUUUAUCAGACAUUUUACCACCGUUUUGCUGUCUUCCUUUCUGGCAGGCCAAGCUUCCGGCCAGCCAGUGUAGGCAUCCACGCAGACCAGCAAAUACCUGUAGCCCCUCUCCCUGUUUACCAUGUCUGUGUAAUCUAUGAUUACUUCAUUUCCAGGACAAGCUGGGAUAGGAAAUCGUCCUUGCAAAGGUUUCAAGGUGGGUUUUAUGCCGUACUGGCAACACUCUGUACAUGUUUUGACCAAAUAUUUUGCCAUAUCUGCGAUGUGAGGAUGCCACCAAUGAGCUAGAUUCUUAACCAUUUGGGCCGGUCCCACAUGUCCCACCCCGUGGGCCUCUUCCAUAGCUGUUUGCCUGAUACCUGGGGGUAGGAUAGGUCUCCCAUCUGGACCUCUCCAGAUACCUUGGGCCUUCAUCGCCCUCCUUGCCACCCAUAGGCUCUUUUCCUGUGGCGACGCUUGUUCUUGUAAGUUGCCUAGGGUUUCUCUUGUCACACGAAUUCUGGGAUCCUGAUCUUUCUUAGGAAGCGGAACCUCAACCACCAUGUUGUAUAUGGGUAGGUAUCCUGCUGCCCGUUUGGCUGCUUUAUCGGCCUCCUGAUUUGCCUGAGACACAAAGUCAGAGCCCUGACUGUGUCCUUUGCAUUUGACUACUGCUAUCUCUAAGGGGAGUAAGAGAGCUUCUGCCAGAUCUUUCAUGUCUUGUUCAUGUCUAAUAGGUUUGUUACUGGCGGUCAGAAAUCCAGCUCGCAGCCAUUGUUUUAGUUCUACGUGAACCGCCCCUACAGCAUAUGCUGAAUCACUGUAGAUGUUAAUUCUAAGUCCUGUUCCUAACCUUAGGGCUUCAACGAUUGCUUUUACUUCUGCUCUUUGUGCGGACUGCAUUCCCACGAGUUCUUCAGCUCUUACUGUUUGCCAACCUGAAGGUGCGUGUUCCACGAUAGCCCAUGCGGCUUUCAGCCCUUGUUCACUGUCUCGGUGACAACACCCAUCAGUAAACCAUUGCUUGUCAGGAUUUUGUAAGGGUUGUGCUUGUAAAUCGGUUCGAACUUUUUCUUCCUCACUAGUUCUUGUUGACAAGAGUGCGGCUCUCCGCCAUUCAUUUGAUCAGCCAUGUUGAUACCUUCGUGUGUGAAGGAAAUAUGAAGAGCUUCUAGGAUAGUGCUCAGUUUCCUCUGCCUCAAUGAGGUCAUGGUAAAUGUUUGGGAUUUCACAUUGGCCACCACGCUAUGGGAUGUUAGUACUUUCAGGGCAGUUUUUUGAAGAAUUUUUGCGAGUCCCGCCACGUGUUGGGUGCAUGGAGGGUGACGCUUUUCAGUGUUAUCCAAUAGUAUGCUAAUAUACAUUAACACUUGUCUCUGUCCCCCUUUUUUCUGGAACAGGAAACCGUUCAUUUAUCCUCCUGAUCCAGAAACGUCCAAAAAGAAAGGGGAAGAGUAAUCUGGGAUAGCAAGGUCGCUCGCUGUGGAAAGACGUUGUUUUAAUUCAAUGAAAGCUUUCUCGGCUUGUUCAGUCCAAUUGAGCUUGGCAGAUAGUUGACGCAUGCCAUGCUCUUUGACGAGUGUGCGAAGAGGGGAGGUCAAACCUGCAUAGUCCGGCACAUAGUUUCUACUGUACUUAGUGAGGCCAAGGAAUGAGAGCAUUUCUUUCACCGUUACAGGUUUUGGAUGGUGCAGAAUGGAGUUUCGGUGUUCAGGCGAAAGGGAGACGCCGUUCUGUGAGAUCAGGCGACCUAGAAAGGAGACCCGUUUUCUUGCUAUUUGGAGUUUAGAUUUACUGUCUUUAAAUCCUAACGUGGCCAGGUGAUGUAGCAUAAUCUGAGUGGCUUGUAGGCAGGAGGUUGCGGAGGGAGCUUACAGAAGCAAGUCAUCUACAUACUGGAUGAGAAUACAAUCUGCGGGUAGUGGGCAUGUUUCCAGCAAGUUUUUAAGGCAUUGGUUAAACAAACCGGGGGACAAGGCGAAACCCUGUGGCAAACGGGUGUAACGCCAUUGCUGUCCUCUGAACGUGAAUGAAAAGAUGUCUCGCAAGGAAUCCCGUCCCAUUUAAAUUUGUGUAUGCCUCCUUGAUCUUUAGGCAGGAAUGGUUUUCUAAGCGCUGGGCCUAACAUUUUGAGGGAGGCUGUCAGUGGAACCGAAUUCUGGAGGUGCUGGGUGCCUGCAUUUUGUUCUAAAUCUUCCGCCUGCGAUUUUGAGGUGCAUCUGGUGAUGAUUGCUCUGAAAUCUCCCAAGGCAAGGUCCUGACCUGUAGUAUAUCUGUCUAAAUCUGCCAGCCAUGCAUUUCCUCCCUCGUUUAUAUCAGGGAGUUUAUCCACCAAGGCUUGGAUAUCACCAAAGGAAUAGGGCUGAUACACCCUUUGACCGUGGGCUUUAGCCUGUAUAAGCAGGUUUUGUGUGAUGGGGGGGUCACCGGCCCCUGUGAACGCUUCUUUGGGCCACGUCGCCUGAAGGGGGUAGGGGAGAACUGGAUUAAUUCUUCGUCUUCUGAAUGUUCUGACUGCUCAUAAACUGACUGCUCACAAAGCUCCGUGUCUGACGGAGUCCGGGUCACAUCAGGAUUGCGGUUGGGUUGGGAGUCUGGUCUAGGUUGACCCGUCAGGGACAUGGUUACCACAACACUUUCAUUUUUGGUUGCAUCAGAUUUAACACUGCCCCUUACUCCUGUUACUAUAGUUACGGAUCAGGAUUCGUUAAUGAAUGGAUUAUUGGGCGAAAUUUUAGGCUCUCCUUGAGACUCAGAAGGAGUCUGUGUAUUGGGUGAAGUCCUAGGCUCACCUUGAGACUCAGAGGGAGCCUGUGAGCAAGGGGUGGAUGUCACCUGAGGGCUGGAUAUAAUCCAGGGAGUGACAUUAGGACAAGGGGUAGAACCUGCCUGUAUUAUCCUGCUUAAUUCGGACAUUAACUGGGCUUGUUCUUCCCGGGCUGCUCUUUGUGAAAAAGGUUGAAAUUGGGCAGAGUCUGAUGCAGAUGGCUCGUCCCCUAUCAUGGAUAGGGAAGAGAUGGGGGUACUGGGUCCCUCGGGUUGGUGCACACGGCCUGUUUUGUUUUCCUGUUUAUAAUCUUCUUCCUGUUCUAUAGACAUUACACCCCCAGUGAUGUUAAUUACUGGAUAGAUGCCAGGCACCGGGGCAGUUGGAGCGGGCUGGGCCGGGGAGUAGGGUGGCGGCAUUAAUUUGGUCACCUUUUUCUGUUUUUUCAUAUUAGUUCUGGCUGUAUUCCAUAACAUGACCCACUGCGUGUAUUUCCCCCUUCUCUUUGCUUGUUUAUCUAUCUCAUUCUUGUGCUUUCUUCUUAAUACUCCUGCCGUCGCUAAUAAUCCACGCGCUUCCUCCUCCUUUUUUCUUGCCUCUUCUGCUUUGUGCCUCCAAAUCAUUCCCCAGUUCCCUGAACUGUUCAUAUCCUUGCCUUUGUUCAAUCAAUCAAUCAAAUUUUAUUUGUAUAGCACCUUCUACAACAUUAUCCGAAGCCCAAGGUGCUGAACAACAUCAUUAAAAGAAAAACAUUCCCAAUACAUGGGCAUAAAAGCAGGAUAAAAACAUAAAAUCAUAAAAUAGCAAGCAAACAGCAUUACAGAUAAGAGAUAUUGGAAUAAGACCAAUCGAUAAAAAAAAAAAGUCGGACAAAAUAAAAUCAAGCAUCCGGUUUAAAAAGGAGAAUAGUUAAAACCAUAAUGUUAGGGCAAUUCAAGUGAACCUAGCGCUGAAACGCAAUCAGAUAAAAAUGAGUCUUUAAACGAGACUUAAAGACUUGAAGGGAUGGUGCCUGCCUAAUGCUCAGUGGCAAUUCGUUCCACAGAGUUGGAGCCAAAAUAGAAAAAGCACGACUACCCCUCGAUCGAAAUUUCGACCGGGGGACCACCAGAAGUUCCUGCUCGGCUGAGCGAAGAGACCGAGAUGGAGCAUACCUGUUCAAAAGCGCAGUAAUGUACGAGGGGGCACUGCCCUGGAGGGCCUUAUAAACGAGAGUUAAGAUUUUAAACUGAGCUUGAUAUUUUACCGGGAGCCAGUGCAGAGCAUCCAGCACUGGGGUAAUGUGCUCUCGACAUCUAGUGCCUGUCAGGAACCUAGCCACAGAGUUCUGCACAAACUGUGUUGCGAGUCCCCACAUGCCAAAGACAGUGGCAAGUACGGGGUCAAAAGGUGAGCCACACUGGACUGGCUUGUGCGAGCAAAAUCAGCCAGCCAACAGGAGCUGUGCUGCAGGUCAAAAAACUGUGGUCAGAAACAAGGGUCACACAAAGGUCAGGAGACUGACCCAACCUCUUUGCCCCACCCCUGGCUUGGAAAGAUGGGAUUGGAGGAGAACAGAGUGAAGACAAGCCCAUCAGAUCCAGAAGCCCUCUCGGGAACAUUGGAGAGAAACUGAAGAAUGUUGCAAAAGAUGAUGUAAUGACCUGUGUUAAGAAGAAUGCUGCAUGUAGUGAAAAUGACACCAAAUGUUUUGUGUUGAGCUACAAAGUGUGUAUCUGGUAAAUGACCCCAUGACCUUAAGCUGGCCCAGGAAGGGUAUAUAAGAACAGCUCUGAACAGCAGAGAGAUAGAUUCGGAGAUUCGACAGCAGCUGGGGCAGGCGACAAGAAGAGACAGAGCAGGCUUGGAGGGGUCAUCCCCUGUCCCCCUGGAUGGGGGAUGACAGGCAGUUUUUUGGAGAGAAGCAGAGCUUAGAGGGAGGACUCUUGGAAGAGGAGAUUUGGGAGAGUUUUGGGGAGAUUCUGAGAAGACAAGAGCUGGUGUAAACUAACUCUUAUUUAAUCAUUUUGAACUAAUUCCUCCUUGGGGGAUAGCAGUUGUUUUUUAUUUACCCAUUUUUGUAUUUUGAUUUUGUAAUAAACCUUUUUUGAAAAAGAAACAUAAUCCUGAUUCUUUCAGGUUUUCUCUAAAGCUUCACGUUUGGAGCCCUGGCCAUAAAUUGCACAGAGGUAAGCAUAUUGAUGAUCGGUCUCUGAAUUAUCGGGACUUACUUUAUAGUUUAUAAUAGAAUAAUAUAAAGAAACCUUAAGAUAAGGGAAGUUUUAACUUCCCCCUCCUUGCGAGUAACGAGUUGUCUUAAGGGCGAUAAAAGCAGAAUAUUCGAGGUUAUUUUGGCUCUGAUUGCAGGUUGAAAAAGUCUCUAAUCAGCUGGAAGGUUGGAUAAAUAAAUAAAUUGAUAAACUUAUGAUAGCCUGAUCAACUAGCAUAAAUCAUUUUAUAGUUACCAACCUCCCACAUAAGCUUUUAGAGGCGCAAUUAAUUCCGGGUAACCCAAACAAUUGCUGAGAGGCUUGGCUUGCCUCCAGACUUCUCUCUAGUAUCUUAACCAAAAGGUAACGAGUUUAAAAGAAGUGUAGUACUCUGGGGCUGGCUAUUCGUGCAAGUCAUUUCACCUUUAAAAUAAAAGACAAGAUUCUAAUUAGAUGGUCCAAACCAGGAUCUAGUACAAUUAUACUCGCCGACAUCCCCUCAAACCCUGAUGGAUGCACCGUCUCAUAAGUUCUAACGGAACUGGGUUUUAAAGGAACCGGUAAAUGGGACGGGCACGCGACAACUGGAGCCGUGCAACCGUGCACUGGGCCAGACCAGCAUACAGAGCGUUGCAGUAGUCCAGCCGAGACAGGACGAAGGCAUGCAACACAGACUCCAGAUGAGCUCUGGACAGCAGAGGCCUAAUCCUGGAUAGUCUUUUCAGGUUAAAGAUACAUGACCUCACCACUGUAUUUACAUGAGUGUCAAGAUUAAGUGCUGAGUCGAUUUUAAUCCCCAAAUUUGUUCAUUAACAACUUCUCCGCUGUCUUUCUUAACAAUUUUCUUUGUUCUGUCGCUGUAGCUGGGUCAUUGGUGGCAUUAAGUACUGUUUCUACACAGGCUAACUGUUAUCCCAGAGAGCUCAAAACCUCGUUAGGACCCCACCCAUCAUCGGUCAUUUCUUGAUCGAUUUCACCCUCCAUGUUGUGACUUGGAUUUUUGUUGGUGGCAAUUUGGACCAGUGAGGUCUCAGCUCCUAGGGAACUCUAAUCACUGGUGUUUGUGAGACAGCACUGAAAAACCGUUGUGGUAACUUCCGCUUCUACCUUUCCAGGUGGGAAUUUCUUACCUGUGAAUCCACAAGGGCAUGCUGUAUUGUUCUCACUUUAAG